Ahaetulla prasina is the source of this 2565-nucleotide messenger RNA. RefSeq names its product GINS complex subunit 2 (gene GINS2). Bases 89 to 646 code for a protein of 185 amino acids. Gene Ontology annotation, cellular component: GINS complex; nucleus. The transcript is spliced from 5 exons. The record is from RefSeq and is a predicted model, not a curated record. NCBI's taxonomy places the organism in Eukaryota, Metazoa, Chordata, Lepidosauria, Squamata, Colubridae. Gene Ontology annotation, biological process: double-strand break repair via break-induced replication; DNA replication.
GGGCGGCUAUCUGGGUUUCUCCUCAGGCGACGGCGGGAAGGAUUUGGAGGCUUCGUUUUGUGGCCGGUUUUUCCUUCUCUCCUUCGUGAUGGAUGCCGCCGAGGUCGAAUUCCUAGCGGAGCGAGAGAUGGUCACCAUCAUCCCCAACUUCAGCCUGGACAGGAUUUACCUCAUCGGGGGCGAGCUGGGCCCCUUUAACCCGGGGCUGCCUGUGGAGGUGCCCCUCUGGCUGGCCCUCAACCUGAAACAGAGGCAGAAGUGCCGGCUGGUGCCCCCCGACUGGAUGGAUGUGGAAAAGUUGGAGCUAAUGCGAGAUCAAGAACGCAAAGAGGAUACUUUCACCCCAAUGCCUAACCCUUUUUACAUGGAAUUAACUAAGUUGUUGCUGAACUAUGCUGCAGAUAAUAUUCCAAAGGCUGAUGAGAUAAGAACUUUGGUUAAGGAUAUCUGGGACACGCGAAUAGCGAAACUUCGUGUAUCUGCAGAUAGUUUUGUCAGGCAGCAAGAAGUUCACGCCAGGCUGGACAACCUGACUCUGAUGGAGAUCAACACCACCGGUGCUUUCCUCACCCAAGCUCUGGAUCACAUGUACAAGUUGCGAUCAAACCUCCAGCCAGGAGCGAAUGUUGAAUCCCAGGAAUUUUGAAAGCAGGGGUUUUUCGUGAACAGAACGAUUCUUUUCAGCCUUUACCUCUCAGGCGUUCACAGGCUUCAGAGCUGAACUGUGCUGUGGCAAACUGUGAUGUAACGGUCUUCAUAGCAUUCGCUUGUGGGGAAAAAAACGGGCUGUUAAACUAUCAUCAGCCUGGUACCUCUGCAAGUGAUACCGCAGUGUUGGCAUUGUCUUUGGUGGGUGAGGAGGACCCUUGACUCUCCUUGGCAAGCAAGCUGUUGCCCAACACGCUCCCAAGUGCUGCAGGAUUGCCCUUUCAAGAUGCAUCAGUGUAACUAUUCACGGUUGCCUGGCUUUUGUGCUAGCUUGUUUUCCUAGUGUUGGUAAGUUGGAAGGAGGAAACAAGUUAGUUGCACCUCUGAUGGAUUCUGUUCCUUCAAGGCCAUGGCCUUCUGAUCUUUAUGGAAAAGGAAAUUAUUUUAGUCUUCUGACUGCACAGUUCUUGGCAGCUGCCUGGGAAGUGACUUGUAAGCCUGGCAACUCAACUUUACAUGCAACACUGGAUUCGCCGCUGUGUUACUCAUGGAAAUCUACCUGUCGGUUACCUUUGGAUAUAAAGGAAUUUUUCCCCCCCAGAGGCUAUGAAUGUGAUCACUGAGGUAUGGUGCCUUUUUGUGCGUGUCUGCCAAAAAAGAAAGAACAGCUUUAUAAAGAAACGAAGCCACAAAACCCAGAGUUUGGCUUCAGUCCCGUUUUUCUUUUAAAUGCUUGCUGUGGAGACUGACUAAACCAGCUGUUUGCAAGUAGCCAGAUUCUAGCUAUAUUAAUCAUAUAAGCAUUUUUACUGUUAGUCAUAAUAACACAUGUUGUUAGCCAUCAAUUUUUAAAUAUUUGUAGACAGCGCUUAACAAUGCGGGGGCACUACAGGGAUUUGCUGUAGUGUUUUAUUAGGUAAUGAUUAAAUAAAUAUUUUAAAAAGCAGUACAUUGCUGCAGUUGUAACUCUCUGACCUCUACUGCGGGUUACGCCGCAGAACAUUUUGGAUUCAGAAGAGAGCGCACAAGAAAAUGAGUGUUGUGUAACACACUGUGACUUGUCCCUGUUUAUGAAAAAAACUUAUCAAAAACUGGAGGGUUAAAUAUUUGUAAAGUGGAACAUCAGUGUAAGUUGUUGCUUUUGCAUGCAGUUUUUUUUCUUCUUUAAUUACUUUCAGUUUUCAGCACUGGUAUUGUUUCAGUAAAUGAAUCUUAUUUAGCACACUAGUACUUUUACAUUAGAUUGUGACUUUUUUGCAGGUGAAUCUAAUACGUACUAAAAUAACAACAUAUACCUUUAACCUAAGUGCUCUUAAAUCUGAGCCUCUUUUAACUUUUGGUGAAGAAUCAAAGCUUCAAAUAUUAAAACAAUUGUUAUGCUUCUUCAGAUAUACCUUUCUUUUCAAUACACUCUUAUAUGUUUUUCUACAGAUUAUUUUAUCUUGGGGCCUGUUUGAAAUCCAGCUUGACUAGAUGCUGGCGGGGGAUUCCUAUCCUAAUUUAACCCAGAUUAUGUGAAUAUUCAUUCAGAAAGGAGUACAGUAUUAAUGUGGUUGUGAGGUACCCCAGAGUAAAUUGUUACUACAGUGAUAUCCCAAGUGAAACUGCUAAAAGAUUGGAUCUGUCUUGUGUAAGACCCCAUUUCUAAUACAAAGGGCUGAUAGAGCUUCUAUUUAACGGUGGGUGGGUAGUCUGGGAAAAUAAUCCUUUGUCAUGAUUUAGGAACAUUUUAUUACUUUUUUUUUUUUUGGAUGUUGUCAGAAAUUACAGCCAUAUAUUCAUAAAUACCUAAUAACUACAUUCAACAAAUAUAUUACAUUACAUUUAAGUCAAAACAAGUACACUUAAAACAAGUUGAAUUUGUUUCACAGCAUCUACUGCCCCAGCCUGGGCCUUUGCCUUCCUCUUCCUCCUCAU